AUGACCAAGAAAGAAGCUCGCUCGACCGCCACGAGCAGCCCUGCCACAAUGUCGGCCCGUAAGCUGCUAGUCACUCCGUCUCCAGUAGAUGGGGAAUCUCCCACACCUGCGACGAGACGUGGUCCGGGUCGCCUUCGCAAGGGGACCAUCUUCUCUCCUUCCGCCGAGAAUCAGUCGCCCGGCAUCGGAUCGUCCGACACAUCAAGCCCCGAAGGUCUUCAUACGCCUGUGGAUAGCCAAGACAAGCGCAUCGUCCGAUUUGGAGCAGCACAUACUGCUAGAGAUCGGGCCAAUGAUUCUUCCUUCACCUCCACAGCACCCGGGGGUUCUCAUGCUACCGCCUUAGAGUCCUCUGAGGCUUCGAGCGAGAUCAAUCCUGAAAGCCCGUCUAGCUUCGACAGUAGACGUCGGGCUAUCCAGACUACAUGGCCUAGUCCCGACCCAAAGCGAGUCCGCCAGAUUGCAGAGCGCGCGAACUCCGAAAUGCAGCACCUUAACAGUCCCAUUGCGAACACCCAAUCGAGCCGUACCCUAUCCGGAGCCGUAGUCCCAGUCGCCGUUGCGAACCUGAAUGCUCCACCGAGCGGUGCUCUAAGCGGAGCCGUAGUCCCCGUCCCCAUUGCCAACUCGAAUGUCAUGACCAACGGCAUUCUACCCUCAACCGUCCGCCCUGCCAGCCUAACAACCUCUCUUUACCAGGGACUCUGCAAAGCUUUCUACGAAGCUCCCCAGAACCCCCUCGUCCCAAUCGCUCUGGUUCUGUGCUUCUUGGCUUUCCUCUUCAUACUCUGGGUUGGGACAUGGGCCAUCGUCUGGCCCUGGUUCACUUUUCUGAACAUGCUUGGUUUCCGAUUCCCACAACGCGUCCUGAGAGUUUUAGGAGAUUCCCUCCUGGAACUUGGCUGCGCUUACUACAGCGGUUCUUGCAAAGUGUUUAGCCCUGGCCACGAUCAAUUCUCUCCGAAAAUGCAACCUAACAAGAAUACGGCGAAAGGGAGCUCGUGGAGCUGGUUCUCUUAGACGAUUGUGUGAGUUGUGAUGUCUGAUGGGAGCCAUAUGAUGUCACAGAAGCCCUAUAGCGGGCGAUGGAAUGGUGCUUGGUCUGUGGGAUUCUCACUUUUUGACAGCAAUAUCCAAGCAUUCCUGGACAACUAGUCAAGUACCCGAAGGCGUGGCUCUGGUAGUGAGUGGAGUUCCAUCUCUGCAAAUUUGAUGGAGACCUUCGUCAUUCUAGGGGGAACUGUCGGAGUGCGUGGGACCUCUCCGACUUUCGAGCCUGGUAGCGAGGAUGACUUGGUGUUGAGUCUGGGUUCCAUGAGCGGGCUGUUUAGAGCAUGUGGAACAUUCUGCUUAUCCAGAUGAAAGCAUUCUUUCAGACGGGUUUGUGACAAACCUCAAUAGUAUUCAUUGAUAUGAUGCAC
Molecule: messenger RNA, 1421 nt
Organism: Mytilinidion resinicola
Lineage: Eukaryota; Fungi; Ascomycota; Dothideomycetes; Mytilinidiales; Mytilinidiaceae
Exons: 2
Coding region: 1-1020 (339 amino acids)
Source: RefSeq, a predicted model, not a curated record